Pelobates fuscus (common spadefoot toad) is the source of this 4455-nucleotide messenger RNA. RefSeq names its product PR/SET domain 16 (gene PRDM16). The transcript is spliced from 18 exons. Lineage: Eukaryota; Metazoa; Chordata; Amphibia; Anura; Pelobatidae. The record is from RefSeq and is a predicted model, not a curated record. Gene Ontology annotation, molecular function: protein binding. Bases 305 to 4210 code for a protein of 1301 amino acids.
GAUUGCAGUACUGAAUGGUCUGAUUUUUUCUUAAAGGGGCAGUAGAAGGAAACGCAGAGAUGGAGCUGAGGGGAGAAAAAAGGAGGGAGAGAUAAGUGAUCUGAAGAAGAGGAUAGGACAAAAAAAAAACCUGAUGAUGAUGAAUUCAUUGGAAAGUUUCUUGGCCCUUGGUGAGGGUGUCAGAUUGAAUGCUCUUUGCGCAUGUGCGGAGGUGUCUGCACUGACAAUGCUUGGGAGAUGAAGAUAGUGUAUAGCUUGCUUCUGGGCUCAAGGAGGAGGAGAGGAGUCUACACAAGCCGAGAAGAUGAGAUCCAAAGCAAGGGCGAGGAAACUGGCCAAAAGUGACAGUGACCUUGUAAAUAAUAUGUAUGAGCCCGACCCGGAUCUCCUUGCUGGUGAAAGUGCAGAAGAGGAGACAGAGGACAGUAUCAUGUCCCCCAUACCAGUAGGACCUCCCUCACCAUUCCCCACCAGUGAAGACUUUACCCCAAAGGAAGGGUCACCUUAUGAAGCUCCUGUAUACAUUCCAGAUGACAUUCCAAUCCCUCCUGACUUCGAACUAAGAGAAUCCUCAAUUCCUGGAGCUGGUCUGGGCAUUUGGGCCAAAAAGAAGAUUGAAAUGGGUGAAAGACUUGGACCAUACAUCAUGAUGCAAAAGACCACAAUAAAAGAGUCCAAUCUAGGAUGGGAACAAAUUCUGCCUGACACAGAAGUGACAUCACAAGAUGGCUGCCUCAGAAAGAUUUCAGAUGAAAUGGGAAAUGAGAAAUUGUGUGUAGACAGCAACCAGACUGGAAAUGGAAACUGGCUCAAGUUUAUAAGGAUGGCUUGCUCGUGCGAUGAUCAAAACCUUGCUAUCUGCCAUCUAAAUGACCAGCUCUUCUAUAAAGUUAUUAAAGACAUUGAGCCUGGAGAAGAAUUAUUGGUUUAUAUGAAGGAGGGACAUUUUUCCCAUGAAAACAUGCCUCCUAAUCUUGAUGAGGAACAUACUUUUCGCUGUGAGGACUGCGAUGAACUCUUCCAGUCCAAGCUGGAUUUGAGGAGGCACCAGAAAUAUGCCUGUAACACGGUCAACCACAUCUAUGAGUCCCUGAGUGAAGAGAUCAAGCAAGAGAGCUUUGAUAAUGAACAAGUGCAUGAAUGCAAGGAUUGUGAACGUCUCUUUCCUAACAAAUACAGUUUAGAACAGCAUAUGAUAAUUCACACUGAAGAGAGGGAAUACAAGUGCGAUCAGUGCCCGAAGGCCUUCAACUGGAAAUCAAACCUGAUUCGCCAUCAGAUGUCACAUGAUAGCGGCAAGCGUUUCGAGUGUGAAAACUGUGUAAAGAACGAAUCGUGGUUACCAAGUGAUCUCCAUCCCAGAUUACCCCUAUAUUUGAACUGCAGCAACAACACUGAAGCGGAACCGCACACACCUAAAGUAGACGUAUUUACUGACCCCAGCAACCUCCAGCGCCACAUCCGUUCCCAACAUGUCGGAGCACGGGCACAUGCUUGUCCUGACUGUGGUAAAACCUUUGCCACCUCCUCAGGGCUCAAACAGCACAAGCACAUUCAUAGCACUGUUAAACCUUUCAUAUGUGAGGUCUGCCAUAAAUCGUACACACAGUUCUCGAACCUGUGCCGCCAUAAACGGAUGCACGCAGACUGUCGCACACAGAUUAAAUGCAAAGACUGCGGACAGAUGUUCAGUACUACCUCCUCUCUUAACAAGCACCGACGCUUCUGUGAAGGAAAAAAUCAUUAUAACCCGGGUGGGAUAUUUGCCCCUGGUCUGCCCUUAACACCGACUUCUCUGAUGGACAAAUCCAAGCCUUCACACAAUCUUAAUCACUCUAGCCUUGCUUUUAAUGAUUAUUUUCCAUCUAGGGGACAUCCAGGUAGCUUACCAUUCUCUCCUGCACCACCCCCUUUUCCAACCCUGGCACAUGGAUUUCCAGGACUUUUUCCACCAUCCUUAUACCCUAGACCACCUUUAUUACCUCCUUCUCCGCUGCUGAAGAGCCCAAUGAACCAUACAAGAGAAGCAAAGCUUCCCAGCCCUUUAGGCAAUCCCCCACUCUCUCUAAUGUCCUCAUUGAACAAUAGCAACCAGCAGGUUUCACUUGAGGAAAAGUUUGAAAGUAGUUUGGAAAAUUCAUACAUGGAUAAACAUAAAUCAAGGAGCAGUGAUUUAUCUGAUGGAAGUGACUUUGAAGAUGUCAACACAACUUCUGGGACAGAUCUGGAUACCAGCACUGGCACUGGUUCAGAUUUAGACAGUGAUGUGGACAGUGAAAGGGACAAGAACAAAGAGAAAAUUAAACCAGUGGACAACAAGCAAGAUAUUGUUAGUAGUUCAGUAUCCAGUAGCUCAAACAACAACAUAGGUGAACGACCAUUUUUCUAUUCACAACAUUCCUUCUUUCCUCCACCGGAAGAGCAGCUACUUCCAACAAUGGGAGCAGCCAAUGACUCCAUAAAAGCUAUUGCAUCUAUAGCUGAGAAAUAUUUUGGACCUGGUUUUAUGGGCAUGCAAGAAAAAAAAAUGGGCUCACUCCCCUACCAUUCCAUGUUUCCCUUUCAAUUCCUUCCUAACUUUCCUCAUUCUUUGUACCCAGCUUUUACUGAAAGGACAAUGAAUCAUAACCUCUUGGUGAAAGCAGAACCAAAGUCACCCAGGGACCUUCAAAAAGUUGGUAGCACUAGCUCAGAGUCACCAUUUGAUCUCACCACCAAGCCAAAAGAGAUUAAGUCAGCCUUAAUACCACCUAAGGUUUUGGCUCCACCAACCUCAGGAGAGGAACAGCCUCUGGACCUCAGCAUUGGUAACAGGAGUAGAGCCAGUCAGAAUGGGACUAGGGAAUCUAGGAAGAACCACAUUUAUGGUGAUCGGAAAUUGGUGGCAAGUGACAUGCUUGCAAAAAUCCCUCAAUCUCCUCUUCCACAGCAGCCCCCUCUUCACUACGCAAAACCUUCACCUUUUUUUAUGGACCCUAUAUACAGCAGGGUGGAAAAGCGGAAAGUGACAGAUUCUGUGGGGUCAAUGAAGGAAAAGUACUUAAGACCAUCACCUUUGCUUUUUCAUCCCCAGAUGUCAGCCAUUGAAACCAUGACCGAAAAGCUGGAAAGUUUUGCCAACUUGAAAGCAGAUACAUCAAAUUCAUUGCAACCUCUUCCUCACCAUCCGUUCAACUUCCGAUCCCCACCACCAACUCUAUCGGAUUCCAUCUUACGGAAAGGAAAGGAGCGAUACACCUGCAGAUACUGUGGCAAGAUCUUUCCUCGAUCGGCAAAUUUGACAAGACAUCUCAGGACCCACACAGGAGAGCAACCAUACAGAUGUAAAUAUUGCGACCGGUCAUUUAGCAUCUCCUCCAAUCUUCAACGGCACGUCCGGAACAUUCACAACAAGGAGAAGCCAUUUAAGUGUCACUUGUGUAACAGAUGUUUUGGACAACAGACCAAUCUUGACCGACAUCUUAAAAAGCAUGAACAUGAAAAUGUUCCAGUGAGUCAGCAUUCUGGACUCAUUACAAACCACCACGGGACCAGUGUCUCCUCCCCCAAUUCAGAAAAUCAUGCACUUUUAGACGAGAAAGAAGACUCCUAUUUCUCAGAAAUCCGAAACUUUAUUGCAAAUAGUGAACUGAAUCAAUCAACAAGUCUAGGAGAAAAAAGGACAGAAAUUCAAGAUAUUGAUAGCAGUUCUAAAUGUUGUGGAUUAGCCAACCAGAAACCUGAAGAAGCAGAUGAGGAAGAUGAUGAUGACUUGGAAGAAGACUAUGAAGAUGGAAGUCUGACAGGAAAGUCACAAGAUGAAACUGCCUCACCAAUCAUGGAAGCACAGGAAGCAUACGAAGAGGAUGAGGAAGAUGAAGAACCCACAUCCCUCACAAUGAGCUUUGAUCACACCAGAAGGUGUAUUGAGGAGGAAGAUGCCGGCCUGUUAGAUAUGGAGCAGAUUCCGAAUUUUGUGAAAGGGUUGGACCUUCGAAAAACUGCAGAGGAUGCAUUUGAAGUAAAAGAUGUGUUUAAUUCCACCUUAGACUCUGAGACAUUAAAAGAAACUCUGUACAGGCAGGCUAAAAACCAGGCUUAUGCAAUGAUGUUAUCCCUUUCUGAAAAUGCUCCUCUACACACUCCUUCCCACAAUUCACUGGACGCUUGGUUGAACAUGGCUGGAGCGACAUCAGAAUCAGGGACUUUUAACCCAAUGAACCAUUUGUAAAUUUACAAAGAAUGCAUAUAAAAAUAAUUUAUAGUGUUACAAUACCAUCGUCCUAUGAGAUGCUAGCAAAUGCAGAACACAUUUUGAAGGCAUCGGGAGAUCUUCUCUGUAUUUAGGGAGACAAUGCUUGUGCGUGUCCUACAGCUUCUCCAUUCUUUUCUCAUCCACUUUCUGCUGAUUCUUUCAAAAAAAGUUGAAGAAGUCCGGGUUUUAAGAAAAGGUCAUAGAUCUGGACAUCGUAAGCU